CUAGUACCGAUAUUAUGUACAAACGACCCAGAUUCAGCAUUCUACUCAUCUGACCUGAUUGUACAUUUCCAUCCUGCUGUUAUCUCCGAGUCCGAGGUGCCGGAGUUACUCGGUCUGAGAAGUCGCUCUUUUGUCUUGCCAAUCAUCGUUUAUAGGCAGUUCUCUUGCAAUCGUUAUCUUUCCCUCAUCCAUCUUACUACGGAGAAGUUCAUCAUCUCAAUUGGCGCGCCUUACAAUCUCCCAUCAGCCGUCCACUCAAACCUGCCUCAGAAUGACUUCUAGUCCGCAUCACAUCAUCGUGCUUGUAGUACUUUUGCUCGUUAGCUCUAGCUUGGCGUUGCCACCAGGACCGACACCACCACCGGAUUGUUGUACAAAGGAGCGGCCUGACUGCUGUUAGAAGUGAUCCCAGUGGCACCAGUUCUUUACUUGAAUGUUUGAAUCUAGUGCCUCUUGUUCUUGUCCCUAAACUAGUUUCUCAUACAUGUCUUGAACCUCUUGGAUCACCUCUCUAAUUGAGCAGAAUUCCUCACAUGAUAGUGUUUCCGUCUCUGUGUUAGAGGACCCCAGCUUGCAGAGCUUAUCUUCUCGAAAUCUACUUCAUAUCUUCUUCAGUGCUUUUGAUUCAGUUUGGGUUGUCAGUCAUGAUAAUCAGUUGCUCCAUUUUUA
Molecule: messenger RNA, 669 nt
Organism: Puccinia graminis f. sp. tritici CRL 75-36-700-3
Lineage: Eukaryota; Fungi; Basidiomycota; Pucciniomycetes; Pucciniales; Pucciniaceae
Exons: 5
Coding region: 272-400 (42 amino acids)
Source: RefSeq, a predicted model, not a curated record